Messenger RNA from Pteronotus mesoamericanus, 4200 nucleotides. It is a transcript of the gene UNC5B, whose product is annotated as unc-5 netrin receptor B. The coding region runs from base 51 to 2888 and encodes 945 amino acids. Lineage: Eukaryota; Metazoa; Chordata; Mammalia; Chiroptera; Mormoopidae. Gene Ontology annotation, biological process: netrin-activated signaling pathway; anterior/posterior axon guidance. Gene Ontology annotation, molecular function: protein binding; netrin receptor activity. The record is from RefSeq and is a predicted model, not a curated record. The transcript has 17 exons. Gene Ontology annotation, cellular component: membrane.
GCCAGGGAGAGAGCCCCGGGGUAGAGGCGCCCGAGCCGGGCCACGGGAGCAUGUGGGCCCAGAGCGGAGCGCGGGGAGCGCUGCUGCUGGUGUUGCUCCUCUGCUGGGACCCGAGGCUGAGCCAAGCAGGCACUGAUUCGGGCAGUGAGGUGCUCCCUGACCCCUACCAGUCGGCGCCGACUGAGCUGCUGCCCCACUUCCUCCAAGAGCCGCAAGAUGCCUACAUCGUGAAGAACAAGCCGGUGGAGCUGAGCUGCCGCGCCUUGCCUGCCACGCAGAUCUAUUUCAAGUGUAAUGGCGAGUGGGUCAGCCAGAAUGACCACGUCAUGCAGGAGGGCCGGGACGAGGCCACUGGCCUGCCGGUGCGAGAGGUGCAAAUCGAGGUGUCUCGACAGCAGGUGGAGGAACUCUUCGGGCUGGAGGAUUACUGGUGCCAGUGCGUGGCCUGGAGCUCCGCGGGCACCACCAGGAGCCGCCGGGCCUAUGUCCGCAUCGCAUAUCUGCGCAAGAACUUCGACCAGGAGCCUCUGAGCAAGGAAGUCCCCCUGGACCAUGAGGUUCUCCUGCAGUGCCGCCCACCGGAGGGGGUGCCUGUGGCUGAGGUAGAAUGGCUCAAGAAUGAGGACAUCAUUGACCCCACCCAGGACACCAACUUCCUGCUCACCAUUGACCACAACCUCAUCAUCCGCCAGGCCCGCCUGUCGGAUACGGCCAACUAUACCUGCGUGGCCAAGAACAUGGUCGCCACACGUCGCAGCACCACUGCCACCAUCAUCGUCUAUGUGAACGGCGGAUGGUCCAACUGGGAAGAAUGGUCACCCUGCUCUAACCGCUGUGGCCGCGGCUGGCAGAAGCGCACACGGACCUGCACCAACCCCACCCCGCUCAACGGAGGAGCCUUCUGUGAGGGCCAGGCCGUCCAGAAGACUUCCUGCACCACCGUGUGCCCAGUGGAUGGAGCGUGGACAGAGUGGAGCAAGUGGUCGGCUUGUAGCACCGAGUGUGCCCACUGGCGCAGUCGAGAGUGCAUGGCGCCCCCACCCCAGAACGGAGGCCGAGACUGCAGCGGGACUCUGCUCGACUCCAAGAACUGCACCGGCGGGCUGUGCAUGCAAAAUAAGAAAACUCUAAGUGACCCCAAAAGCCACCUCCUGGAGUCCUCGGGGGAUGUGGCACUGUAUGCCGGCAUCGUGGUGUCCAUCCUCGUGGUGGUGGCCGUCCUCAUGGUGGUGGGGGUGGUGGUGUACCGCCGCAACUGCCGUGACCUGGACACCGACAUCACCGAUUCAUCCGCUGCCCUCACUGGAGGCUUCCACCCAGUCAACUUCAAGACUGCACGGCCCAACCAGCCCCAGCUCCUGCACCCCUCUGUGCCUCCGGACCUCACAGCCACUGCCGGCAUCUACCGAGGGCCCGUGUACGCCCUGCAGGACUCGGCUGACAAGAUCCCCAUGACCAACUCGCCCCUGCUGGACCCCCUGCCCAACCUCAAGAUCAAGGUCUGCAGCUCCAGCACCACUGGUUCUGGGUCAGGCCUGCCAGACGGGACUGACCUGCUGGGGGUGCUGCCGCCCGGCACGUACCCUGGCGAUUUCUCCCGGGACACCCACUUCCUGCACCUGCGCAGUGCCAGCCUCGGCUCCCAGCAGCUCUUGGGCCUGCCCCGUGACCCAGGGAGCAGUGUCAGCGGCACCUUUGGCUGCCUGGGCGGGAGGCUCAGCAUCCCUGGCACAGGGGUCAGCCUGCUGGUACCCAAUGGAGCGAUCCCCCAGGGCAAGUUCUACGAAAUGUACCUCCUUAUCAACAAAGCAGAAAGCACCCUCCCACUUUUGGAAGGGACCCAGACAGUAUUGAGCCCCUCGGUGACCUGUGGGCCCACAGGCCUCCUGCUGUGCCGCCCUGUCAUUCUCACGGUGCCCCACUGUGCCGAAGUCAGUGCCAGCAACUGGAUCUUCCAGCUCAAGACCCAGGCCCACCAAGGCCACUGGGAGGAAGUGGUGACCCUGGACGAGGAGACCCUGGACACCCCUUGCUACUGCCAGCUGGAGGCCAGGUCCUGCCACAUCCUGUUAGACCAGCUGGGCACCUAUGUGUUCACGGGAGAGUCCUAUUCCCGCUCGGCAGUCAAGCGGCUCCAGCUGGCCAUCUUCGCCCCGGCCCUCUGCACAUCCCUGGAGUACAGCCUCAGGGUCUACUGCCUGGAGGACACGCCUGUGGCAUUGAAGGAGGUACUGGAGCUGGAGCGGACCCUGGGCGGCUACCUUGUGGAGGAGCCCAAACCCCUGCUGUUUAAGAACAGUUACCAUAACCUGCGCCUCUCCCUGCACGACAUCGCCCAUGCUCACUGGAGGAGCAAGCUGCUGGCCAAAUACCAGGAGAUCCCCUUCUAUCACAUUUGGAGUGGCAGCCAGAAGGCCCUUCACUGCACCUUUACCCUGGAGAGGCACAGCCUGGCCGCCACAGAGUUCACCUGCAAGAUCUGCGUGCGGCAGGUGGAAGGGGAAGGCCAGAUAUUCCAGCUGCACACCACACUGGCAGAGACACCUGCUGGCUCCCUGGAUGCCCUCUGUUCUGCCCCUAGCGGCACACUCACCACCCAGCUGGGACCCUAUGCCUUCAAGAUCCCGCUGUCUAUCCGCCAAAAGAUAUGCAACAGCCUGGACGCCCCCAACUCACGGGGCAAUGACUGGCGCCUCUUGGCGAAGAAGCUCUCCAUGGACCGGUACCUGAACUACUUUGCCACCAAAGCAAGCCCCACAGGUGUGAUCCUGGACCUCUGGGAAGCUCUGCAGCAGGAUGACGGGGACCUCAACAGCCUGGCGAGUGCCUUGGAGGAGAUGGGCAAGAGCGAGAUGCUGGUGGCCAUGGCCACUGAUGGGGACUGUUGAGCUGUCCCGGACUGCGGGCUCGUAGGAACUGGCAGGAGGCGGGUGCAGGGAGUCCAGGCAGCUUCCUAUGGGGCAGGUCAGCCUCUGCUGCCCCCAGCUCACAGCCAGAGUCACCCCUACUCCUCCUCCCUUGCCCCACCCCCAGACCACAACCAGCCUUAGGAAUUCCGUGUACUCUGGUGUCGGGAGGACCUGGUGUUCCUUCCCACCCCUGCUGUGUCUCCUGGCCUCAGACCUUCGUGAAGAAGCCGGAGUGGGGCUGAGGCCUCUGGAAACACUUAGGGGGUGGCCCUCCCUCCUCCACAUGCCGCCCUGGGACCUCUGGGUUAAGUAUUUUUUAGUUUUGUUCUUCGUUUUCUUCCUCAGCUAUUGAUUUCUCCCUCCUCCCUAAGCCCUCUGUCUUCACACCAUUUUCCUCUUUGAAGAGUCAAGUACAGUUCAGACAGACUGCUUUCUCCUGUCCAAAACUUAAAGGAAAGAAAGAAAGAAAGAAAGAAAGCUUCAUACCGCUAGUAAGGCUCGAAGAAGAAGAAGAAAAACACCAAAACCACAAGGGAAAAGAAAAACCCAGUUUCUUAGGAAACGCAAAUGAUUUAUUAUCCAGAUAUUUGGAUAAGUGCUUUUUAAGAAAAAAAAAAAAGAAAGAAAAUGAAAAAUAACAAAAAAAAAAUAGAAAACUCUUUUCUUGAGUGUGGUGAAUGUGAGCGUGCUCAUGGUCUUGGCCAGGAGUGAGAGAGAGAAUGCGUGCGCGCACGCGUGCGUGCAUACAUGCGUGCGUGUGUGUGUGUGUGUGUGUGUGUGUGUGUAUCAGGGAGAGAGAGACCGAAAAGGGAACACUCUGCUGCUAAUGAUUCCAUCUUAGACUAAAUCCUUACAAGUCCUCAGUUUCCCCAGUCAUACAGGCUCAGGUGGGGAUAUAGCCAUGGUACAUGUUUCCCUCUAAAAUCUUAAGGAGACAGUGAAUUUAUAAAGCCAAGGAGCCCUGAGCUCUGGAGUGGGGUGGGGUUUUCCCUCCCUCCCGGGCUCCUCUUGGCCCUAGGACAGAAAGCGUGGGCCGCCCAGGCCAGCUGUGCACCAGGGAGACCGUUUCCAGCACCAUGAUCUGGUGGCUCCUGGAAGGGGAUAUGGCCCAGAAGUAGGGCCCCAGCAGAGAAAGAAGUGGGAGACCAGAGUCUCCCCUGGUCACCUCUUCUAAUUCACCCUAAGGCGGGGCCAGCCAGGACACUUCCCUCCCAGCAGCCUCUAGAACAGGUAGGCUGGAGCAGGUUGGGGUGCUCUCGAAUCCCAGGAAUCCAGGACUCUCCCUUCCCCA